AUGCCAUCUCGACCACCACUUCUCUCAGAACUCACCCCAUCUACCUCGGGCAUCGUACUGGAUCCUAACACCGGUGAUCGGAAAGUAGCUCCAUCUAAACGGCCGGAUGGGACGAUAAGGAAAGAGAUCAAGAUCCGGCCAGGCUUUACGCCCCAAGAGGAUGUAAGCAAGUUCCGCUCGGCGCGGCAAGCCGAGUCGGAGUCGCGGAAGCUGCCGAAGGGGAGUGUCGUAGGGAUGAUCCGGCCGGAAGUAGCCGUUGCCCAAUCGGCCCUCAAGGGGAUGACCCAAGCCCAGAAGAAGAAUGCGAAGCGCAAGGAGAAGCGCAAGACCGAGAACUCCUCCAAGCUUGAUCAAGAGACCGAGGAGACCCCGGACCAAUGGGAUCGCUCGUCCACUGCCAGCAACCCAGCCCACGACCAGCCAUCCACCUCCCCCCCUCCUGUCGCCGAGGGCCAACAGCAAGAGCCCCCUGCUCCAGCCAGCUCAGCCGCCAGCCGCCAAUCGCAGCCAGCGAAAACGGCCAAGAACCCGGGCAAGGCGCUCUUCCAAUCCGCACUCAAGUCGUCAUCCUCAAACCCUCUCCCCCCGCCACUCCAGCAUCUCGUCCCUCCCCAGUCAUCCUCGGCAACUGCCACAUCAACCACGACAGCCCCAGCCGGCCCCUCUCCUGCGUCCACAGCCAAGAAGGACCGCCAGGGCAAUCAGGCAUUCAAGUUGUUUACCAACGCCGUCCAAAGCCUCGAGAUCGACGACAAACCUAAAUCCAAUAAUAAUCAAUCCUAG
Molecule: messenger RNA, 783 nt
Organism: Puccinia triticina
Lineage: Eukaryota; Fungi; Basidiomycota; Pucciniomycetes; Pucciniales; Pucciniaceae
Exons: 3
Coding region: 1-783 (260 amino acids)
Biological process (GO): exon-exon junction complex disassembly
Cellular component (GO): cytoplasm; exon-exon junction complex
Molecular function (GO): RNA binding
Source: RefSeq, a predicted model, not a curated record